Molecule: messenger RNA, 3881 nt
Organism: Drosophila virilis
Lineage: Eukaryota; Metazoa; Arthropoda; Insecta; Diptera; Drosophilidae
Gene: Usp2
Product: Ubiquitin specific protease 2
Biological process (GO): protein deubiquitination
Cellular component (GO): cytoplasm
Molecular function (GO): cysteine-type deubiquitinase activity
Source: RefSeq, a predicted model, not a curated record
CUAACUCACUUGAUUGUUAACUUGAUUAAACCAAGUAAUUUGAAAGCUAACGAAGACAAAAAUCAUAUAACUAUAUUACCCAGAGCAAUCGAAACCAAAAACCAAUAAUUUGAUCGAUAACGCAACUGCAAUCGCAAAUUUGUAGAACUGAUCGAAUCGAUAAUAAUUUAGGCAGGCGUUCCAAACAAAGUUCAAAACUAACCAUAUUUGAAAAAUUUUAGUUUAACGCAGUAGUUUGUAUUUGCAAACAGUCCAAAUGUGUGUAUAAGGUAGUUUUGAGAGUAUGUAUUUUUGGUAAGCACAACACACCUUUUCAAAUUCGAUAAACAAAAAAAAUUGAACACAACAACAACAAGAAGAACAUCAACUAUCCGUAACUGUAAUCACAACAAUAAUAAUAGAACAGAAAGAAUUAUUAAUAAUAGCAAGGCGUGUUAAAUAAGUAAGAAAAAACAAGGCAUUGCAAAUACAUAAAACAAGGAAAGUGUAGAGAGAAAGAAAACCACAAUUCAGCCGCAGCAGCAGCAGCCGCCAAUCGACAAGGAGCCGUUGAAUGAUGUUAGACAUUAAGAAAACCAGAGGAUUCCAUAAGAUUCCAGCGUCCAAACUGCAGCGCGAGGCAAACACUGCGGCAGCAGCAGCAGCGGCAGCGACAACCGACGGCCAACAGCAAAGAGGCAGCAAUAUUAGUCAGCAGCACCAGCAACAUCAGCAGCAUCAGCAGACGGCGUCGCGACACGCCAAAUCCUUGAAAGCCAGCGGCGCUGGCGGCGUCGGCAUUGUCCACAAGCAAGCGGCUGCUCUCAAAUACGUUGCCAGCAACGGGACCGGACCAAGCGGCAGCAGCGUGCGUGCAGCCGGACAAAAUUCGAGCACAGUUGCCGGUGGCGGCGGCGGCGGCGGCGGGGUUAAUCCUGUGCGUGCGGCCAAUCAGCGGUAUUUCUUGGUAUCCAGCUACAAGGAUCCCAGCUUUCUCAAGGCCGAAUGCGAGCUGGCGCAUGCCCAGGUGACGCUCAAACAGACGCAAGCUGGCAGAAGCAAUAAGCGCAACAAAACCAGCGACGAUCACAAGAAUAACAACAGCAACAACAACUACAGCAGCAGCAACGGCAACAACAACGUCAAACUAGCAGCAGCUGCAGCCGCAUUAGCAGCAACAAACGGGGGCAUUGUGGGCAGCGAGAUUCCAUUGCAUGACAUGCGUCGACCGACGACGCUCAAUGGCAACAAAGCGGCCGGCGCGAACAGCAGCAACAUCAACGCCAGUAGAACAACAACAACAACAACAACAACAGCAGCAGCAACAACAAUAGCUGGCGGCAACAACACAGCCGUACACAGGAUCGAUAUUAGAUAUAGCCAUAGCCAUAGUCAUAGCCAGGGCAAGCAGCAGCAGACAUUGGGCCAAAAGGCAACAGUUGGAGCAACAGCAGCAGCAUCAGCAUCAGCAACAGCAACAACAUCUUCAGUGGCGGCGGCAGCAGGCGGACGACUUGCGGCUGGCAAACUGAAGCCGCUUGUGCUGCAGUGCAAUAAUAAUCACAGCGCCAUGAAUAGUCACAGCAGCUACAGCAAUAACAUUAACAACAACAACAGCAGCAGCAGCAGCAACAACGGCAACAGCAACAACAACAGCAUGCAACGCCAGCAACAACAGCAACAUCAGCAACACGAUGACAUUAGCUAUAUUGAUAGCGACGAUACACCGACAAGCACAGCAGCAACAGUUGCUGCUGCAGCAGCAACAACAACAGCAACAGCAGCAGCAGCAACAACAACAACGUCUGGAGCAACAACAUCGGGCCAAAAGCUGGCCAAUAUUUGUUAUUUUAAGCCCAUAACGCCGCCCUUGCAGCUGCGAAGCCAACAGCUGAGCAGCAGCAGCAGCAGCAGCGGCGGCGGCGGCGGCGACAAGCCAAUUGGACACCGUGCAAUGCGGCCCAAGUCCACAAUCAUCUCGUUUUCCAAUUCGAAUUUUGCGGCCAGCUAUGAGAAAUUCAACAACUAUAAGCACACAAAUGGCGAACAGCGGCCCAAGGAGCGGGAGCGGGAACGGGAGCGUGAACGGGAGCGAGAGAACGGCAGCGGCAAUGCCAGCAAUGCGCGUCGCUACGGCAUCGAUUCACUCAGUAUUAAGGCCUCCAUUGAGAAGUUCAAUAAUCUCAGCGAACAGAAGCGACAGCCAGCCCCGUUGCGCAAUAAUCCAACAGCAACAGCAGCAACAGCAACAACAACAGCAGCAGCAGCAGCGGCGGCGGCGGCGGCGUCGGCAACAACAGCAACUGCAGCAGCAACAUCGGGCAGCAGCAGCAAUCUGCAGCAGCGCUACAGCGGCGACAUGGAGAACGCACGGAUCGCGGCCGGUUAUAGCAGCUCCUUGACACGGGCAGCGUAUCGGACCAGCAGCGGCAACAAUGCCGCAACAACCACGACGGCAACGACGGCAGCCGUGGCGCCCAUGAGCAAAUCGGCCAGUCGGAUUGCGCACGGUCUGUUGGCCAAGGCGGCGACCAAUAACGAUUGUCAAGCUGGCCAAGCGAUUGCGGCGGCGACUGCAACGCCCAGCAGCCACAAGGUAUCACGGAAUAGCGGAGGCACCGUUCGUUCAGUGCUACCACCUGUCUCGCCAACAUCCAGCCGCUAUUGGGAUCGGGACAGCGGACGGAACAACACCAACGCCACAUCCUCUUCCAUUGGCACAUCAUCGUUGAGCAAUAAGCAUAAUAAUCUCGAUGAUGGCUACAAAAGCACCCGUGACGAGAAGUUCGAGGGUCUAUGCGGUCUGAGAAACAUUGGAAACACUUGCUUCAUGAACUCGGUCAUCCAAUGCCUGAGUCACACGACUGAGCUGACGCGCUUUCUGCGCGCACAUCAUACCAGCACGCGCACGGCAACCUCCAAGGAUCAGCAAAUACUACACGAAUUUGCCAAACUCAUACAGGAAAUGUGGACGACAAAUGUGCACAGCGUAACGCCGAUGGAACUGAAGCGCGCCUUUUCGACAAAGCAUCGCAUGUACAGUGAUUACAAUCAACAGGAUGCGCAGGAGUUUCUGCGCUUCUUUCUUGACUCGCUGCACUCGGCGCUCAACACCGGCGUCAAAGGUGAAACGCUUAACAUUGAUGAUAAUCUCAGUGACAAUAAGAAGGCCGAUCUGACUUGGGAGUGGUAUGCUAGGCAUGAGAAUUCCCUGAUACGUGAUCUGUUUGUUGGUCAAUUGAAGAGCACACUAAAGUGCACAACGUGUGGAAAUACAAGCGUUACCUUUGACCCAUUCUGGGACUUGAGCGUGCCACUACCAUCGUCAUCGCGCUGCAAACUAGAGGCCUGCUUAGAUCUGUUCAUACGCGAAGAGGUGCUAGACGGUGACGAGAUGCCCACAUGCUCCAAAUGCAAGACACGCCGAAAAUGUACCAAAAGCUUUACCAUACAGCGUUUCCCCAAAUAUCUGGUGAUACAUCUCAAACGCUUCUCUGAAACGCGCUGGAGCAAGCUCUCGAAUAUUGUUGAGUUCCCCACAGCGGAUCGUGAGCUCAAUAUGGCCUCAUAUGGCGCCAACGCAAAUUCGAAUGUGCAUUAUUCGCUCUAUGCGAUCUCCAAUCAUAUGGGCUCAACGGCUGGUGGUCAUUAUGUGGCACUCUGUAAGCAUCCGGUCUCACACAAGUGGCAUGAGUUCAAUGAUAAUAGUGUCAGCGAUGCUAUACCUGAAAACUGUCUCGUUUCAUCCAGUGCCUAUAUUUUAUUCUACGAACGAGCGUAAAGCUAACUCCCCACAAUUACCUAGCAGUUGAAUCCAAUAAGCAUUAACAACAGCAACAACAGCAACAACAGCAGCAACAGCAGCAACAACAAUACCAAAAGCAACAGCAACACCAUCUUAA